Molecule: messenger RNA, 4900 nt
Organism: Ziziphus jujuba (common jujube)
Lineage: Eukaryota; Viridiplantae; Streptophyta; Magnoliopsida; Rosales; Rhamnaceae
Exons: 7
Coding region: 1411-4254 (947 amino acids)
Source: RefSeq, a predicted model, not a curated record
CAAAAUUCUUCUCUUUCAGAAAGAAGAGAGUACACGUCAAGAUACGUUUCUCUCUCUUUUCUUUAUCACCAUCGGAGUUUUAGAGAGAGAGGAGAGCAUUUUUUCAUAGGGAGAGAAUAUAUCAGAAAGAUAAAAGCAGAGGAGAGAGAGAGAGAGAGAUUGUGUAUGUGUAUUUGAUGAUUGUUGAACGUGGAAUUGCAGAGAAGAAAAUGGAGACAGCUUCACCUUUUCUUCCAUACAAAGCUCUCUCUAUGGACCCCAUUAAUCCUGACCCAACUGUCACGUAUUCUUCUACUGUCAGCCAACAACAACAUUGUAAAGCUCUCCUCUUUCACUUUCUCACUUUCUCUCUCCUCCUACUCCCUCUCUCUUCCUCCACUUUUCUCAGUCUUUAAUGGCUGCCCGUUUGGGAAAUUCUGCUUAAAAAAUUUAGUGGGUCGGUGCUAGAUAAGCAUUUGGGACUCUUUUUCGUUGUCAAAAAAAGAUACCCACUUGGAAAAAAGUAAAAAAAUAAAAAUAAAAAAAAAGGGAAAAGUCUUUACUUCUCAGCAGGUGUUGUAGAAGAUGCUGAAAAAUUGAUCUGGGUUUUGUUAAAAAAAAGUGUGUUGUUUUGGCCUUUUCUUUGGAAAAUUUUGAUGGUUUAAUUUGGUGGUUAAAACUUUGAUAUAGAACGGAGAAUCUUGCAAAGCUUUGUUAUUUAUUUAUUUAUUUAUUUUCUCUGUUGGGAAUGAAUAUCUUCGUUCCGAAUUUUGCAGAAAUUGACUUGGGUGAUCACAAUGGGUCACUUUCGUUGGCGUUUCAUGCUAUAUUAUAGAGGCUUAAAAUUUUCACUUUUGCAUGUUUUCUUCUUUCAGUGGUUGAAGCAUUGACCUUGAUAUAGUGGUUGCUCAACAAAGUAUCAGUUCAAGUAUCAAAAUUAAGGAUUUUGAAUUCAGUUUGUGCUCAUGAGAUUUGGAUUUAACGAUUUUGGAGGCAAGCUUUUGAUCACAUUUUUCCAAGAAGGUUAUCAUUUACUAAGUUUGUUCAUUGAAAAAUGAGGGCGAAUUAUUUAGCCGUGACCCAUUUUUGUGAUCAUGAACGUUGAGGGGAUAUAAUUAUUUUGAGUGAUCCUUUCUUUGAAGAGAAUAUCACAUUGUGUGAAGUGAGAGAUGCCAUGUUAAAGGCCUUUUAUGAAGGAAAAAGAGAAGGAUUUGAUACCUUGCCAUCCAAAGAAAGCUUUGUUACCUUAAACUUCACUCUUCCAGAUCGCUUAAGAGGUAAAUAGGAGGUUCUUGAGUAUUCUGUACUGGAUUUGGUUAAUCUUCACUUUUAUUCUGAGCAGCGAUUUCAAGGCUCAAAACACGAGCUAGGCCGGUGGGAAAAAUUUUUUAUGAGAAAAAUCCAAAUUAAGUGAAAAAUCACUCAACUUCUAUGGCGAAGAGGUCCCAGAGACGCUCUGUGCGUUAUGAGAAAGAUCAAUCAGGUUGUAUGUGGGGUUUCAUAAGUAUAUUUGACUUCCGCAAUGGUCGAUCUAGCCGGAAGUUGCUCUCGGAUAGGAGGCAUGGAAGCAAGCAUACGUUGGGUACUGGAAAUUCAAACAAUAAGUUUGAAAUAUUGAGCAAUUUGGAUGAGAACUGUCAAGACAAGCCUGAUGUCGAAGAGAACAGAGCAGAAAAAGUAACAGCUGAUACCCGUAAGCCUAGUGUGAAGAAACUCAUGGAAGAAGAGAUGUUCAAUGAGGAGGACAUAAAGAAGGAUACGUGCAAUGCUGAAGUAGAACCUAAAGAGAGUGAGUCAGCACAUGAAGGACAAACAAGAACACACCAGAAAAGGGCAAAGAAGAGUCGCAAGAAAAGCCGCGAUAUGGAUGUUCAUAAUUUGAAUGUAACUGAAAAUUUGCAAUUGGAGUGCAAUUGUGAUCAGAUCCCAAGCCAACCAUCUAUAAAAGAUCUUGGUAUAGAUGAGAUAAUGGAAGAAUUCUGUCAUCAGAUACAUCAGAAAAGUACCUGUUGCACAAAGCAUGACCUGAAUGGUGAAGCAACUGUUCUUUCAAGCCACAAGCAUUCUGACUUUGAAGUCAAAUUAUGUGAGGCGGUGAAGGAGUUCAUAAACCAGAAGUUUUCUGAAGGCAAAAAUCUCACAGAAGAUCAGAAGAUCCACCACUCCAGAGAACUCAUGGAUGCACUUGAGCUCAUAAGUUCAGAUGAAGAACUGUUUCUGAAACUUUUGCAAGAUCCAAACUCUUUAUUGGUUAAAUUUGUUCAAAACUUGCAGGAUGCCAAGGUAAAGAGAGAUGAUGAAACCAAGCCGCAUGGUGGAUCUGACUUAGAACAGAAGCUUGUUAAUGUAAGCAAAUCCGAGGAGCUUGUCCAUCCUAAAAAGCGGCACUUCUUUAGGAGGAGGACCAAAUCUCAAGAAAAGUUCCCAUCAAUGGAAAAUGAGCAUUCUGAGGCUUCAAAUAGAAUUGUUAUUUUGAAGCCUGGGCCAACAGGCUUACGAAACUUACAAAUUGAAAGCAGCCUUGACUCAUCACCGGAAUGUCAUAGUAUUGCAAGAAAUAAAGGGCCAAAUGAUAGAGUUGGUUCUCACUUUUUUCUUUCUGAAAUUAAAAGAAAAUUGAAGCAUGCCAUAGGAAAGCAGCAACAUGAAAUAUCUACAACUGGGAUGUCGAAUAGAUUUCGCUUCAAGUCUAGGAACAUAGGAGAUGGUGAGAAAGGAGGUGGUAAGGGAAAUAGUGGAAUGAAUUCUCCUAGCAAAGACCACUUCUAUAUUGAAAGAGUUGCUAGACCUUCCACUGGUUCCAAGAGAACAGACAAGGCUGGCAAAAUGAAAGACUCUGAAAUAAGUAUAAAACCUGAAGCUGAUGGUCUCCCCAAUCAAAGGAUAUCUAAUAUCUACAUUGAGGCAAAAAAACAUCUUUCUGAGAUGCUGAGCAAUGGAGAUGAAGUUGUGGACUUAUCAGGCAGACAGGUUCCUAAAACCUUGGGAAGGAUUCUUUCACUUCCCGAGUACAACCGUUCUCCCAUUGGUAGUCCUGGAAGGGAUUGGGAUGAUGCUAUUGUAACUGCACAGAUGAGAUUUUCUGCCAGUAGCAAACUGCAAAAGGUCAAUGAGAGCAAGUGGUCUCCCAUAAAAGAGAAAAAUGUUAGUCCUUUAGGUCGGGAAGCACAAUAUAAAGAGAGUCAGUCCCCUAUACAAGACAACAAUGCUGAUCAUGAACAACAAGCUCCUACAUCAAACCCUAGUAUAUCAGAUGAUAUUAUUCAUAAUGUGAAAGUUGAAGACAUUGAUUUCAUCGUUGAAGAUGAGACAAGUCCUGAAGGUGAGCCAGAGAUUAUAAAAGAAGAAUGUAUUAUCUUGGAUGCUACCACUGAACCAAAUUGCUCUACCUCUGCUAUCAGGGAGGAUGAAAAUGGGGAGAAAUGUGAUCUAUGUGAUGAUAAAAGAAAUUUGGAAUCGAUGAAACAGGACUUUUAUGAGGACAACGAGCUGAAAUCUUCUCCAAUAGCAUCCCCUUCAAGCUCUUUGGCUAUCAAGAAGGUUUCGGAUCUUGAAAGUGCUUUUGAUAUGCCAGAGAGGCCAAGUCCUGUCUCAGUUCUUGAACCUCUAUUCUCGGAGGAUGACAUUAGCCCUGCAAACACGAUAUGUGAACCUGUCAAUCUAACAAUACAGCCACUACGGAUUCAAUUCGAAGAGCCUGACUCUUCAGCUGCAGAUCAACCUAAUAGUGCAAAAAGCUUUAUGGAAGACAAAGAAUCAGUCUUUGACUACAUAAAAGCAGUAAUUCAAGCCUCUGGUUUGAAUUGGGAUGAAUUACAUACAAAGUGCCUUUAUUCAGAUCAACUACUAGAACCCUCAUUGGUUGAUGAGGUAGAGUUUUUCUCCAACCAGAUUUGCUGUGACCAAAAGCUUCUCUUUGACUGUAUUAAUGAAGUUUUAAUGGAGAUUUGUGAGUACUACUUUGGUUGCUCCCCUUGGGUGUUAUGUGUUUUACCGCGGAUAAGGCCAGUACCAAAUAUGAAAAAUGCUAUUGUUGAGGUUUCCGAAGGAGUUAAUUGGAAUCUCUUUGAACUGCCACUGCCUCGUACUCUGGACCAGAUUGUCGGAAAAGACUUGGCAAGAACCGGAACAUGGUUAGAUAUCCGGUUGGACACUGAAACCAUUGGUUUUGACAUUGGUGAAUCUAUCCUUGAAGACUUAAUGAAAGACACCAUCUUAAGCUGUUUAGAUGCAAGUUCUAAAGCCGAAUAUGCUGAGACUCUGGUUUUGAAAUAAGAAGGGAGCAGUAUCAAUGUGUAAAUGAAAGCUGAUUCUUUUCCUUAUCACCAUAAAUGCCUGACCUUCUGCCAAAGUGGGUAGGAAAAUAACUUUUAUCCAUCUGGAGGAUGGAUAGCACCUGUUCUUAAAUGAAGAGAAUGUUGUAUGUAGCUAUCCUGAGGCUAGCUAUCCUGAGGCAUCCUGUAAUAGUUUGACUAAAAGCUUUUUCUAACUCUCUCUGCUGAACUCAUGUACAUAGAAGCUGCCAGAUAAAAGAAAAAAAACAAAGAAAAAGAAGAAGAAAAAUGACUCAUGGGCGUUCAUAUGUUUUCUCAAUUGCAAGAUCAAGAUCCUUCGUGGGAAUGGAUCAGAAAAUCCAAUCUGCAAGUGCUUCUUGCAAGAAUACAAAAUAAGGCUCGUUUCUCACCGCAUUUUUACAAUGUUGAUGAUUGGUGAGGCAGUAACCUAUGUAGAUUUUGUAGAGUUUGCAGUGUCCAUUGUGUUAGUUGAGAAAGUGUGUUCUUCAUUUUGUUUGAUUUCAUUCAUUCAUCUGUGUGUUCACUUAUUUUGCUACUGUAUUUGUGAAGUUUGGGAUAUCCUGAGUUGUGAGUUGUAACUAGCUAAAAGAAUUAAGGAAAUAAAAGAAUUUGAUAUUCUGAACAAA